Penicillium nucicola is the source of this 1077-nucleotide messenger RNA. Its product is annotated as Gfo/Idh/MocA family protein. The transcript is spliced from 3 exons. Bases 1 to 1077 code for a protein of 358 amino acids. NCBI's taxonomy places the organism in Eukaryota, Fungi, Ascomycota, Eurotiomycetes, Eurotiales, Aspergillaceae. Gene Ontology annotation, molecular function: nucleotide binding. The record is from RefSeq and is a predicted model, not a curated record.
AUGGCUGAAAAUACAAAGACCGUUCGCUGGGGCAUUAUUGGUUGUGGCUGGAUUUCUUCGUGGUUUGUGUCAGAUCUUGUGUUAGAGAGGCCAGAUUCUUCAGUCAAGCAUGUCGUUCAGGCUAUCGGUUCAUCGUCUUUGACGAAGGCAUCUGAGUUUGUUGAAACAAAUUGCCCGCAAUCAUCACCAACCCUUUUUGAUAAAUACGAAGAUGUUUAUCAGGAUGAGAAUGUUGAUAUCGUGUACAUUGGUACACCUCAUUCGAUGCACUUUGAGAUUGCAUUGAAUGCGAUUAAUGCUCGCAAGAACGUCCUCUGCGAAAAGCCUUUGACCAUGAAUGCCAAUCAGGCUCGCAUUCUGAUUGAAGCGUCUCGAAAGAUGGGUGUUCUGCUGGUGGAAGCUGUCUGGACCCGGUUUUUCCCAAUAAUCACCGAGCUACAGUCGUUACUCCAUGAGCAAAAGGUCAUUGGAGAUAUCUCUCGAGUUUUCGUUGAUUUCGGACUUGAGAUGCCCCUUUCAAAGCUCCCUUCUACCUCACGAACCGCAGAUCCUACGCUUGGGGCUGGUGCCCUCCUCGAUAUUGGUAUCUAUACUCUCACCUGGGCUGAUCUUAUACUGGAAGGCUGUUUGCCAGAACCGGAGACACGCCAGGAGCCGGAAGUCUUGUCGAGUAUGAGCUUCUGCAAUGGAGCCGAUGAAAUGACGAGCAUCAUCAUGAACCAUCUAGACUUGAAUAUUCAAGUCAUUUGCACAUCAAGUUAUCGUUACAGGACAGCAGAAGAAUUCUGUCGCAUUGAAGGUUCUGAUGGAAGCAUUUCCGUUGGUGGAAUAGCGGCAUCUAAACCGGAGUUUUUGGUGAUUAAGAAAACGGGACAGGUAGAUACGAAGCGUACUUUCAAGACCUUGGGAAAGGGUUUCUGCUACGAGCAAGAUUCUGUGGGACAUGAUGUUUUGGCUGGAAGAACAGAGAGCAGCGUUGUUACGUUGAAGAAGACAGAAAAAAUGAUGAUGCUCAUGGACAAUAUUCGGUUUGCAAAUGGCUUAAGAUACAUUCCAGAUGGCGAGGGGGCACACUGA